GAUACCAUGAAGUUCGAUUUGGCCUCGACAAUGCGACUGUGCAACCACGUGCACAGUCUGUGACGAGAUGUCUACAUUGCAACCCUGGUAAAGAUGACUUACAAAACCCUCCUACAGCUGUGCCUCCAUUUAAGCUUUUCCGAGGCUAGGCGGAUAUAUAGCCGAUGCACAUCACACCCCGCACAUGCAAGCCCGAGAUCGUGGCUCAAUCAACGUUGACAGAUCUACAAACACGACUACCAACUAAUGCCAUUGCAAAGGUGAAGCAAGACUUACAGAAAGGUACAUACAAUACUACUUGCCAUCAAAGUGCUAAACUUCAAACACCUUCACCAUGUAUUCCUCAACCGACCUGCCACCACUGCCACUACCUUCCGGAGUAACCGAGAACUAUGUUCAUUGCCCAUCAAAUGGCCUCACAUUUCACAUCCUGGAGGCAGGAUAUACACCGCAGCGCGACCGACCUCUGGUCAUCUUGAUCCAUGGAUAUCCCGAGCUCGCCUUCUCAUGGAGGAAGAUUAUGGGCCCGCUUGCUAAUGCAGGCUACUAUGUCGUUGCCUUCGACCAACGAGGAUAUGGACGUACCGCAGGCUGGGACAACUCGCCUUUCGGUAAAACUGAUAUGUCUCAGUUCACGUUGACCACGAUUGUUCGCGACGUCGUUACCCUUGUCCAUGCCCUGGGCUACCGUGAGGUCAACUGCAUCACGGGACACGACUUUGGCGCCGUCACCGCAAGUCUGAGUGCUCUCAUCCGUCCAGAUCUGUUCAAGAGCUGCAUCAUGAUGAGCCAUCCCUUCAAAGCGCCAGCAGCUCUGCCCUUCAAUCUUCGUAACGGAGACGAGCCGCCCGCAGCACCAGUCGACAUACAAGCAGAGCUCGCCAAGCUACCAGAACCGAGAAAACACUACAAGUGGUACAACAGCACCAGCGAAGCUGGCCCUCAAUGGAACAACCCUCCUCAAGGCAUGCAAGCGUACUUGCGAGGCUACUUGCACGUUAAGUCCGCCGAUUGGAGCAACAACAACCCUUCGGCGCUCAAGGAGUGGUCUGCAGAAGAACUAGCGAAGAUGCCUUACUACUACAUUAUGCCGCUCAACAAAUCAAUGCCAGACACCAUCGCCGACAUGAUGAAGACCGAAGACGCAUCUGCGACCAAGCGCUGGAUGCCUGAUGAUGACCUAGGUGUCUACGUUCAAGAGUGGUCGAGAACUGGCUUCCAGGGUGGACUCAACUUUUACCGCACGACGACAGACCCGGCCAAAAAGAAGGAUCUCGAACUGUUCGCUGGCAAGAAGAUUGAAUGCCCAAGUAUCUUUAUCUCUGGAAAGCAAGAUUGGGGCAACUACCAGGAACCUGGAGCCAUUGAAGACUACCCAAAGUCUUGUUCUGAUUUCCGAGGUGCCAGGUUCAUCGAUGGCGCAGGUCACUGGCCGCAGCAGGAACAGCCGGAGAAGGUCGUUAAAGAGAUGUUGCAGUUUCUUGGCAACCUCUGAUCUCGCGUCCGCCCUUGGUUUGAGGCACGGGCUGGUCCUCGAGAUCGUCUUCCGUUUGCGUACAUGAAACACACCUUCGUUCAUCAUCAUCAGCCCACCACCAAUUGUGAUGACAGCUGCAAUUGAGCUACGAGAUGUAGUCUCUGGUACAACUUCUGGGAUCUUUCAACACAGUAGUGACCGUGGUUACCGGCAAGGCUGUGCCAAAACUGUUACUUUCACCUCGUAAGUCAUUCCUGCGACGAGAGUGAUGUCAUCGCAUGCCAAUUCACUGCCGCGGACCGAGAAUCGUAAAUGUUGUG
This is a messenger RNA of Macroventuria anomochaeta, 1797 nucleotides long. RefSeq names its product alpha/beta-hydrolase. The transcript has a single exon. Lineage: Eukaryota; Fungi; Ascomycota; Dothideomycetes; Pleosporales; Didymellaceae. The record is from RefSeq and is a predicted model, not a curated record. Bases 335 to 1495 code for a protein of 386 amino acids. Gene Ontology annotation, molecular function: hydrolase activity.